Piliocolobus tephrosceles (Ugandan red Colobus) is the source of this 1572-nucleotide messenger RNA. Its product is annotated as basic proline-rich protein-like. The record is from RefSeq and is a predicted model, not a curated record. NCBI's taxonomy places the organism in Eukaryota, Metazoa, Chordata, Mammalia, Primates, Cercopithecidae. The transcript has 4 exons. Bases 1 to 1572 code for a protein of 523 amino acids.
AUGCCAUUGCGGGAUCAGCUUCGCCGGCCCUUGGCCGGUUCAGGAUUGCUUUUCCCACAGCCUCACGAACUUAGCGCAAGAAUGUGGCCUACGGAGGCCAGCCGUGGGCUGGCGGGCCGGCCUGGGUUGGGGAGACAGGCAGGGCAGGCCUUGCCAGGUGUCCGUCCUGUCCCCCCUCGCCAUGGACUAGCUCGCAGACCUGACCACUUGACCUUUUUUAUUCAACAAACCCACCUCCUAGAAAUAGACUGGGCGGGGCUGUGUCUGUUCUCCUCGGGACCCGGGGAAAAACCUCGGCUUGUGACUAGAAAGGGCAGGAGAGAGAAGACCCUGGUGGGCGGGAGUAGACGGGCCCUCUCUCAUCUCUACUCCCCUGGGUUGCUGCUUGGGCCGUCCAGCCAGGGCCAUUUGGCCGCCGGACACAACCCCAGCAGCCUUUGCACAAGCCCUUUCCCUUCUCUGCCCGGCCCUUUAAGGGAGAAGGAAGAAAGCAGCUCCCGCGGGAGCGCCAGGGCUCCGGCUGGGCCCCGGGGCGGGUGGCAGCACCGCCCCCUGCCCUGGGCCGAGCCCGGGAGCAGUGGACCGCGGCCCGGGCUGCAGAGGAGCGGCGGGUGGCGGGGCCCCGGCAGGGCGCCGAGAAGGACGGAGGGCGCCGGCUGGGCUCAGGGACGCGGGGCGGGGAAGAAACGAGCCGGCGACGGUGCGCUCAGCCGGCUGACUCCGUGGCGAAGUCCGCGCCCGGCGGGGCUGAGCUACCCCUCGCCCCCGCUCCCGCCAGUGUCCUACGCACAGUUAUCUACGGCUACAACAUGUGUUUUCUCAGAGUGGAUUUUUUGGAGGGGAGGUGAAGGGGAGAAAAACAGACGCCUGCCACGCAGAUCUGUCACUCCGGAACAAGGCGCAACUCUCCAAGAGGGGGACGCAUCCUCGGGAUCAAGCGCGUCCACCAGCGAGUGGCGGGCGCCCGGGCCCCUUUCUCUCCCUCCACUCCCCCUCCGUGUCGGCCCCUCGGAGCGCCCUCCUCCCGCUCCUCCUCCUCCUUUCCCCUCCCCAGCCAAGUACGCAAACCCUCCCCGGCCCGGCAGCCGCGGCUCCCAACCACCCGCGCCCUCUCAGGGCUCCGCUUGCUCGGCUCUCGUCCCUCUGCCUGUCCUGCCCCAGCCCCUCGGUCCCAGCUCACAGAAACUAACCCUGGAGUGCCCGGAAGGGCAGGAGCGGAAGACGCCGGGGGACUGCGGCCAGGCCCUGAGCUCCUGCCCCCUGCCCCCUCCGGCGCCCCAACAGGUAGCUCACAGCGGGCCGCGCGCCCUGGCUCUGCCUCCCUCGCACUCGAGAUCGCUCGCUCCGUCCCGGUUACCUGGGCGGGCUCCAGGAUGGUACCGCGCGGGAGGGCUCCUUGUGCGCUGCGCCGCAGGAUCCGGGAAGCAAGGGAACAGAACCCCCCAGCGCCGCGGCCGGCGUAGCCCGUUAACUCAGGUCUGCGGGGGUGUCCCGCCCCGGGCGGGGGCAGUGCAGAGCGGCAGAAGUUUGCCGCCGGGGUGCCAGGAGGUGCGCGCGGAGCGGGGUGACUAG